UUUAAUAUAACUGCUAAUUUGCUUACAUUGAAGAACUAGUAAACAGCGAUUUUAGAAUUGUACACUUGGAAGGAGGCGUGGCUUUGCAUAAAAUACAUAAUCAUCAUAGUGGGCGUCAAGAUAUGAACGCAUUUGUCACCAAUCAGCAAUGUACCGCCCACAAGCAAUAAAGCCAACCAAUUCCGAUGCUUCUCAUUACGCGUAGUUGGUCAUCUGGACCAAUCAGGACGGAGGAUGAUGUUGCGUCACUGGGAAAUCAAAGUUGUUGUAGAGCGCGUCCGGGAGGAGAUGAAAUGUAGCCGGUGGAUAACAGAAAGAAACCAGACAGCGAGUAGUGGAACCUUCCACGCUCCAGAAUUGCCAUAAAUAAAGGGUUUAUCAUCUACAGCCAUUAAUGGAACGCUUUUGACUGGAUAUAUCACACAAAUAAGUUCCCAGAUGAAUUGAAUCGACGGACUCCUAACGAUGUUCAUGUCGUCCCUCGCCUAGUUUUCCCCAUUCAUUUCUUGCAGUUUUGCCAUCAAGCGAGGACUUUUUUUUUAAAAUUCCACUCAAGAUGACGGAAAUCAGUGAGAAGGAGAGCGAGCCACAGCACCGGGACCUCCAACGACCACAAGCUACUGUGCCCAGCCAGCCGGAAUCAAAGCUGCAGCGACUAAAGCGCUCCUUGUCCUUCAAAUCAGUCAUGCGCAGCAAGAGCGUGGACAACUUUUUCCAGCGUAGCAACGGUGAAGCACGGCCACCUUGCACGCUCAUUAUCCCCCCAGCUCCACCGCCGUUGCCUCCCCCGUGUUCAGAAUCGCCCUUGGCCUACGAGCGAUCGCCCUCCCUCUCACCGUCAGCCAGCCCCAACCCCUCUCUUACUGAGUCGUCCCACUCUCCGUCCAUCAGUCCCUCGUUGUCUCUCAGCUCCAAGACUCUACCCAAGUCUCCUUGUCAGCCCACAGCACCACCCAAGACUCAUUGUUUCCAGGAGCACGUCUUCCGCAGGCCGACCAGCUGUGAGCGAUGCAAACAUAUAAUCCAAGUCUGUAUGCACGCAGGCAACUCCAAGCAAGGACUGCGUUGUAAAGCCUGCAAGCUGGCCACUCACCUCUGGUGUUCUUCUGAGCUCUCCCAGCAGCCCUGCAUUGGCAAGACGGGAGCCUUUAAAAGGAACUUCAGCUCACCUCUACUAACCACUGACUCACUGGGCGUGGUCAGGGAGGCUCCUGAUGUGCAGGAGGCCGACAACGUCAAUGUGGACCCCAUCUAUGAAGCGCUGCGCUAUGGGACGUCGCUAGCUCAGAUGAGCCGUUCCAGCUUCGGAAGCAUCUCGGAGUCGCCCUGUGACGAGGCGGAAAAGCUGCCAGACAAACUAGGGAGUCAGCCCAUCACUGAAGAGGAGCCCAUUCCAGGAAUGCUCACCCCUCCUGAAAGCGAGAAGGCUGACUCAGAAGAGCGGGUCAGCCUGAAGACUCCGAAGCGUGUUGAGAUCCACUCCAUCCACACCUAUGUGGCGCUCUACAAGUUCCUGCCUCAGGAGAAGAAUGACUUGGAGCUACAGCCUGGCAAUAGAGUCAAAGUCACAGACGACUCCAAUGAGGACUGGUGGAAGGGGAAAAGCCGAAACAAAGUGGGAUAUUUCCCAGCCAACUUUGUGCAGCGGGUGCGCCCUGGUGAAAGUGUGUGGAAGGUCAUGUCAGGUUUCCACGGCAACCGAGACAAAGGCCAGAUGACGGUGAAAGAGGCCCAGAUCUGUGUAGGAAAAAACGAGGAUACAGACGGCUUCCUGCGUUUGAGCAGCGGGAAGAAGCGAGGCUUGGUCCCUGCGAACAUUCUGCUUGAAAUAUGACAGCUUUUCAUUGCUAUUUAUAUUCAUAAUAAUAAUGAUAAUGAUACUUGACGGAGGAUUCACAGGAAUGUUUUCUCCCAAUGGAAGUGGCUUAGCUUGAUUUUUUUAAAUUGCAGAAUCCUAAAGCAGGAGGGAGGAGCUUUCUUUUGAGAUACUCGUAGCGCAGCUCAAGUCGCUCACGUUGAAAUGUAGCACCACUUUGAGGAGAAUGCGCAGGAAAUCUGGCUACCUCACCGUCUGGGGAAAAAAGUGCUAUCAGGCUAUGAAGCGUACAACUCUGAACCAACUGACUGUGUCUUUACUUUGCAUAGUAGAAACAAAGCGAUCGAGAAAGGUGGGCAUUAAAAGCUUUGGAUGGCCACUGUUGUUCAAUCAUUCAUGUAUUACGGGCUCAUAAUAAUCACAUACAUAUACACCUGUGCUUCCUGGUUCAUCAAGAAAAAUACAGAGACCCUUGUGAUACCUCACACAUACUGAGGUUCUUAUGUAUGGCACACUGCUCUCUAGUGAUUUAGAUGGUUUAAUAGCACUGAUGUCUUCACAUUGACCAUCAGUCUUCAGGCACAGAUGCUACCUUUACACUUGUCCAUAAAGUCGACACUUAGAAUCUGCCUUAUCAGCCGGUUAUUUAUAUCGUCAUAUAAUAUCUGUUUGUGAGAAUGUGAAGCUGUGCUGCUUUUCCUCCUUGAAAGUGCAGCACAGCAAAAACAUAAUCCCCAACUCAGUGUCAAAAAGGAGAUGGCGGCUGUCAAACGUCCCCCUCUCUCUCUCACUCUCUCUCCAUGGGGUGUGUACCAAAUUGCGUCUGUCAAAAUGCGCGGGACGAAUGACGGACACCUCUUUUUUUUUUUAAGUAUGAAAUUCUGGGGCGCUUGUUCCUGCUUUAUUCGAUCAACAUUGAUUUACAGUAUCUCACCAAAGUGAGUUACACAUCUCACAUUUCAGCAACCAUUGACUGUAUCCUCUCAAGGGACAUGACUAUCGACAUGAAACUUGGAUAUACUUUAGAGUCAGUGUACAGCUUGUACAGCAGUACAGAUUUACAGUCCUCUGAAAAUAAGUCAACACACAGCCAUUAUCGUCUAAAUAGCUGGCAACACAAGAGAGUGCCUCUUGUCUCAGGUGCUGCAUGAGUGCUGCCGGCAUUGGGGAGAUGUGGUUCAAUUAAGGAAACAUGAAUUUCAACAUAUACUGUGACACUGGCAACACAAGAGAGCACACCUCACAGUGUUGUGUCCAAAGUGUGAAUAUUUAAUGUGAGCACCAUUGUUUGGGCAUGGGAUUCACCAAAGCUGCACAGGUUGUCACUGGAAUCCUCUUCCACUCCUCCAUGAUGACAUGUUACAGGAUGUUGCACUUCUCCCUCUUUCUUCCCUUCUCUUGAUGAAUUUGUUUCCCUUCAAUGAACCGCAGCUCCCCAAUUCCGGGAGCACUCUUGCAGUCCUAGACCAUGACGCAACUACCACCAUCUGUGACGGUAGCGUGUGUAUCUUCCAACUCACUUGACAAUAAUGUGUGUGUGUUGGCCGAGUCAUUUUCUGUGGAAAUCUAUCCUGCUAUACAAACUGUACACUGAGUACUCUAAAAGUAUAUCAACUUCUAUAGUAUUGGCCCUUGAGUAGAAACUGUAUACUGUAAUCAAAGUGGUUGCUGAAAUGUGAGGGGUGUACUCGCUUUUGUGAGAUACUGUAUCAUCAUCACAUUGGAACAGAUCAGGUGGUGUCAGCAAUAAAUGUAAAUACAACAUGACAGUAUCUGUGUGCAGCCUUAUGGUAAUAUGUGUUGACUAAGGGCAUUAAUAUCUAAAUGAUAUCAAACUAUUGUUUACUCAAUCGACAGUAUAUACUUACAUUUAGCUGAAACACUAUGCACACUCGAUCUACAGUCGCUCACUUCUGUGUGUUGUAGCCACGUGUAUGUCAGCAACAUAACACAAUGCUUGGCUCAGGAUCACGUUUAGCAGGACUUACACCAUUGUUUUCACUGUCUAGCCGCCACUUGGUAUCAAUAAAGUCCGACGAACCCUCAAGUACACGUGUCACGUCUUGUUUGUCACACGAGAUUGAUUGUCUUUUGUU
Messenger RNA from Dunckerocampus dactyliophorus (ringed pipefish), 3912 nucleotides. Its product is annotated as SH3 and cysteine-rich domain-containing protein 2-like. Gene Ontology annotation, biological process: positive regulation of protein localization to plasma membrane; skeletal muscle contraction; positive regulation of voltage-gated calcium channel activity. The record is from RefSeq and is a predicted model, not a curated record. NCBI's taxonomy places the organism in Eukaryota, Metazoa, Chordata, Actinopteri, Syngnathiformes, Syngnathidae. The coding region runs from base 557 to 1834 and encodes 425 amino acids. Gene Ontology annotation, molecular function: protein binding. Gene Ontology annotation, cellular component: extrinsic component of cytoplasmic side of plasma membrane. The transcript has 11 exons.